CAUUACUUACUAAUACGUAAUUUAACACCUCUUGAAAGAUUAAUUGUCUUUCUCAUUUACUUUCAUAUCUGAGACAUAAAAAACAAGAAACACAAGACUUAGAUAGCGUUCAAGUUGUCUAAGGAUCCCAUUAACAAGCAUGGUUCAUUGUGUAAACAUCACUGUCUAUUUCGAAAUAUUAUUAUUAUGGUAUUUCAUCGAGUUUGGAAGUGUUGUCCGAUAUUAGGCAAGACGCCAUGAAGACAAAAACUUUUUUAUGUCUCGCUGUCAUUGUUUUAUUUUUGGCGUUGAUAGAAGCAAGAGGGGGGAGGGGUGGUGGAAGGGGCGGAGGAAGGGGCGGAGGGCGAUCAUCCAGAUCCCGCUCAGGGUCUCGGUCAUCAUCAAGGUCUCGAUCUAGACUUUCAAAAUAUUCUGGAUAUAGAAUUUCUUCCAAACGACAACUACGAGCUGCCAUUUUAUCAGGAACAGUGUAUGGUGCGAGGGGAUGGAAGAGUCGAUCCCACCGCUGGGAUAACGGAGAGUUGCCCGAGGUCUGUUACAAUGAUAAGUACAACAUGAGUCAGGAUGGCAAGUCCUUCUACUGGGGGCGCUUCCUCUGCCCCACGGACAGGAGUAUGAGGGGUGACAAGACCUAUUGUUGUGGAAAGAAGGGGCAGCAGUACUGUUGUACUUUCUGGGAAGAUGCAGGACGCGUGGUCGGCGUGCUUUUUGGUCUCUUAGUUAUCGUUGGAAUCGUCGGUAUCACCGUCUACUGUUGUAAAAAGAGAUUUAACAGGUAUAGGUGGAACCGAGCUAUCUUCCGCACCCCACCCAAGGAUCCCCACCAAAUUCCUCCAGACGACCAGGACCAGAAUGCACCACUGCAGACACACCACCAGGGGUCAUCAACGGGAGAUGCCCUUUACACUGCUCCUCAGAAUGACAUAUACCCUUCCUGCGCCCCUCCGCCCUAUGAACUCGCCUGUAAAUCCUCUGGAGAUCUGCCAUGUGACCCAAAUUCAAGCAUUAAGAAGCCUCAAAAGACGCCUAAUGGAUGCCUGCCCUAUUCAACAGCCCCACUCUUCAAUGGGCCACAGUAUGGGAACACAUCUUACUCUACAGGCACCCCGCCCAAUCUCUCUAGCAAUCCUACAAGUUACCCACCCAUUUGAAGCAUGGUUUAUCUACCAAAUAAAGCCCCCUACUCUACCCAAUAAGAUAUGUGCCACAGUGGGAUGUAGUCAGUUUUAUAUGGUCAACAGGCAGACAUUUUAUACAUUUUAUACAAUACCCUUGAAACAUGUGUUUUCACUCUUCUUAGUUUUUUGGGGUUUUUUAUUAGCAUUUUUGUAAUUUAAGAAGCGUUUUAGUCUUCGCAUAUUUUGAAAAUUGUGCAGUUGAUAGAAUAAAUAGAAUUUUACCAAUAUUCCAUCAUCAAAAUGUUUCUCAUGAUGAUGAAGGCCAACGUGUUAUACCAUUUUUUUCAUCCUUUUUCACGUUGGCCUUUUUUAGCCCUCCCAUUUCAAUUAUAUUUUGACAAUCAUCAUUGUAAGGUAUUAGAAUCCCAUCCAUUUGUAAAAAAAAAUUAUUUUAGAUAUGUUUCUUGAAAGGGUUCUUUUCUAAAGAUCUCUAUGAAAUAGGUUGGAUGUUUAUGCUAUUCCUCUUUCCAAGUCAAGGGUUUCUGAAUCAAAAACCUUGACUUGGGAGGAUUCAUUUUAUUGUACGAAAAAACAACUCUUAAAUAUGAUGCAAAAUAAUCCUCUAAUUAGCAAAUUUUGAAAUAUUGUUUAUUUUGUUGCAAAAUUGAUUUUAUUAUCAUUAUGUAUUGAAUUCGAUUUCUUAUCGUAUUCUUUUUUCAUAUAAUCAAGGAAUAUUUAUUUUCUUUUUAAAUGACGUUGCUAGUAUGCUCACAACUCCCGCAAAUGCAAUGUGUUAGAAAUGGUUGUUUACAUAUGGACAUGUAUAAUCUACAAGAUUAUAUUAUUGCCAAAAUUUCUUUAUAUACACUAUACCAGAAGAUGGUCUAUAGCUGCAGCAUAGGAGCAAUGUGUAAUCUUUCAAUACUGUUCCCCCAUAUACAGGGAAUGUUUUAAAGGCUCAAAUAAAGUUGGGUUUUUUUUCUUUUUAUAUUUGUCAAUAAAUAAUGUUUGUCCUAGAUAUCUAUGGUAUGAAUAUUUUGAAUUUCUUUUUUUAUCCUUUUCAAAUUCAUAUGUUUUGUGUGUAUAUGGUACAUGUAGUCAAAUAAAAAAACUACUUAUUAAAAAUAUUUGUAAAAUGUUGUAUUUAAUUAGUACUAAGGUAACUUUCUCCUCGGGAGAAAACCUGAAUUUUAUGGUGCAUUAAUGGUUAAUCUUUUCUUUUUUAUUUAUUUUAGUACUUAUCAUUUAUCAUGCCCCUUCAAUGUUGUAGAUAUUUAUGUUAAUUAUAUGUACAAAUAGUGUAGUGUAUAUCGUCUACAGUAAUUUUGUUAAUCAUCGAAGCAAGCACAAAUUCAAACUUUCGAAAGGCGGAUAUAAACAAAUACAGUGCAUUUUUAGCUCAUGUUACCAGUUGUGUUAGUAUAUUUUUUAAGUUGUUGUGUAGCUUUUACAGUGUACAUCAUCAUGUUGUUUCAUUAUCUCUUUGUUAUGUUUGUUUUUCAUCCUCUCAAUAAGAUGUACUUGAAUUUGAUAACAUCUUAAAAUUCAAUUUAGUUUUAAAUUGAAUGAAUUCUAACAGCCAGAAA
Molecule: messenger RNA, 2704 nt
Organism: Magallana angulata
Lineage: Eukaryota; Metazoa; Mollusca; Bivalvia; Ostreida; Ostreidae
Exons: 7
Coding region: 237-1151 (304 amino acids)
Source: RefSeq, a predicted model, not a curated record